UGGGCCUAUAUUUUUGACAAGCCCAGCUGCCCAGUUGCAAUUCUAUGAAAUCGCACCACCCAAAAACGGGUUUCCGAUCAAUAAUCAGGGGCUCUCUCUGCUGAAACAUAUAUACUGAGAUGAUACUAAAUUAUUGGAGUUGUAUGUAUAGCUCUUAUUCUGGUCCACUUAUAAGCUGCAGAAGAGCAGUGGGAGUGUGUUGUUUGGCUUCUUCUUGUAAUGAAAAUGGACAGCAAGUCAGGACCCAACUGGACAAGCUUCACUUUGAGGCAGAUACUGCUAGAGCUAAAGCUAAUAGGGCAAGAUCGAGGCUUAUCCGACUGUCUGAAGCAGCAGAGAUGCUUCAAAGGCAGGCAUUAACCUGCAUUCGAAGCGGAAGGGAAAAUGACGCGAGAGAUCUACUUGUUAGGAAAAAGAAGGUUAUGCAAGCCUUGGAAAAUUCAAAGAGACGUAUUGAUUUGCUUGAUGAGCUUUCUGCAAAGUUAAAUGAAGCAAUUUCACUGAAGGAAAAUCAGCUAGUUAAUGCUGUCACUGCAGAUGUUAAUGUUGGGAAAGAGGUUUCAUCGCAUGACAUUCAUAUUGUCCCUCCUAAGGAGGAAAUUAUAGUAGAUACUGUUGAAAGUGAAGGAUUAGAUAUGAAUUUCCUAGAGCUUCGUAAUGAGUCGCUAUCUCAAGUUCACCCAGAUUGUCAAGCAGAACAAUCCUCUACUAGUGAUACAAAAGAUCCAGAAGGAACUUUGAUUAUGAACCGUCAGAGUGAAACUACUUCGGGUAGUAGCUUGAGAGAAAUAUCCUCUUAUGAGAAUUUUUUGGAGCACUUGGAUCAGCAGCUUAAUAAUAUAGAAGAAGAACUGGAUACAUUUUUAAGAUUUUCUAACAUAAUAUUGGAAGGUGAAGGAACGUCAAUAAAUCUGAAGUUACAGCAAGCCGGGGAAAUACUAGAGGGCGUUUCUCAAAUUAGAAAGAGGAUUAGAGCUAUGAAGCAGUCAGCAGUGGAGAUCAAAUAGAGACUUUCUCUGGUUCAAAUAAAUUUACCCUCAGGUUGGCAGUACAUACUUACUGGGAACAUCAUUCACAAAUUGGUGCUAGACUUUAGAAAUGUUGCCAUAUUUGUGUAGCGUGUUAUUUGCUGUAGGAUUGCACAUAACUAACAAACCUUAUACCAUGGCAGAAAUACCAUGAAAGUGCUGUGAUCUCUUGUUAUGAGGAAUUCUUGAUAUGAUUGAAUGAUCCUUGUGAUGUUAGUUACACUUUAUCGUUUAAA
This is a messenger RNA of Daucus carota subsp. sativus, 1264 nucleotides long. RefSeq lists its product as uncharacterized. The record is from RefSeq and is a predicted model, not a curated record. The coding region runs from base 120 to 1007 and encodes 295 amino acids. NCBI's taxonomy places the organism in Eukaryota, Viridiplantae, Streptophyta, Magnoliopsida, Apiales, Apiaceae. The transcript has 5 exons.